UAGAAUAUUAACAAGGUAGAGGGGUGGAAUAAACAAGACACACAAGUGCCGAUAUAAUGACAUGCGCAAUUUAUAAGGAAAAUGUUAGGAGUACAAAACAGAGACCAAGAGAGAAAGAACGUAAUACAACUAAAAUACGUCUUGAAGGUUUAUAACAUUUGCCAUGACAAAAGAAGAAGCAACAUCUCAAUUAACUCGAAGCAUAUUUCAUACAAUUUAUGUAAAGUUUUCACGAGCCCGUAGAAAACUAUAUGGAUGGCGUCAUUUAGGAUGGUUAGUUUUGUUGGUCGCUGCUCUGAACGUUGUUUGCAUAGGGGGCAAAAGAAGGGCAUUCGGAAUAUUCGUUGCUGCUCUACAUAAAGCUUAUAAUGACACAAGCAUGACGGAAUUGAAUUGGGUUGGUGACAGUUAUGCUGCAGUUGGAUUCUUUUUAAUGCCUUUCGCUACAACAGCAAUAAUUCGAUGGAAUCGGCCGUAUAGAUGUACUAUGGUUCUAGCCGGUUUAUUAAUUUUUAUAAGUUGUAUGACUUCAGCAGUAGUGCCUAGUCCAGGGUACCUAUUCCUGACUCAUACACUAAUACAUGGCCUUGGGUCUACACUUAUUUUAUGUGGAACAAGUCUUGUAACAGAAGAGUAUUUUGACAGAUCUCAUCGAUUUCAUGUUUUGGCAACUGCGUUUGUUUCCGGUGGACCUUAUGGUGUACUAAUAUUUGGUCCAUUGUAUUCAAAUUUAAUACAAAGCUACGGUUGGCAAGUGACAUUUCAAUUAAGUGGAUUACUUUUCUUACUUGUGACAUGUCUAGCCGGAGUUGUUUUUAUUUCGCGAGAUAUAUUUGAAUAUAACCAAGCUAUGUUGGAGAUUUCUGAUACAUUUGAAGAAAAUACCAUGAACAAAGCCUUACGAAAAGAUUCUUUAUUGUUACAUAAUUCUCCGAAAGCCAGUGAUGGACGGAGAUGGGCUUUUUGCUCAGUUGAACAUUUGAAAAAUAAUCCACAAGUGUUCGUCUGGGGAUUUGAACGCUUACUUCAUAAUCUCGUAAUAUAUGGUUUACUAAUGAACAUGACAGCUUAUGUAAGUGAAGCUUUAAAUGAUCAAUUGGUAAUGGGUGCCCGCGUUAACUUAUACUUUGGUAUAGGAGAAUCAGUAGUAUUUACACUUGGAGCUUUAAUCGGUGAUCGUAUAAGAGGUUAUUUAGCAUAUGCUUAUCUUAUUGGGGCACUAUUUGCAGCUCUAUUUUUGGUUAUUAUGCAAAAUACAUAUGAAGAUUUAAAUGUGGUUUAUGUACUGGCCGGAUUUACUGGUGCUACUGUUGGUGUAGGCAAUACGUUUCUAUAUGCUACUUCAGAAGAGAUAAUGAUGGUUCAUGGAUCGAUUGCAUUUCCUAUGACAAAAAUGAUUGCCGGUAUUGGUAUGCUGUUGGCACCAUUAUUCUCUGGUGCGAUUAUUGAUGGAUUUGGAUAUGGUGGAUUUUUUAUUAGUAUGGCGAUCCUAGUGUCAAUAAGGGCUAUUCUCUUAGGUUUUAUAUGUUAUAUAUUAAAUCUCAAGAAAAAGUUGCUUUUAGCUAGUGAAAAAGAACACGUGUCUACAAAUGAUAAUAAUCUUCAUCAUUGUUGUCAAAAUACUACUAAACAAGGUAGUGAAAAAAUAGCCGAAAUAAAUGAAAUUGAUAAUGCAAAAUCUGAAAUCACGAAUGGAUUAUAUUAUAAUUCGACAGAACAUGAUUUAGAGAAACGUAUUCAAACUUCUUCUGAAUGGUAUUAUGACAAUGAUCGCCGAAUACCAUAAACCUUUUAUGCAUAAUAAAAUUGUAUAAUUUAAACAUUAUAUUGAAACUUAUGUUGUUAAAGAACUAAGAAAAAACGAUAAUUUUAUUUACAUUUUAUUGAAUGAAUUUGAACUUCUACGGUAGAAUUGUUUAAAAGUAUAAAAUUAAUUGAAUGAAUGAAGAUUGAUCCAAACUUUGGAGAGAAUUUCAGGUGAUAUAAUUUUUGUUAUUUUACUUUUCGAAAAACGGUGAAGUGAAUCCUAUCAAAUUUAAAUUUAAUCCUUACAGUGCAUUUAGAAAUAAAGAGUUUUUGUGCAAACAAUUGAUUCAAUAACUUUUUCAUCAGGCUACAUAGUUACAGAUUCAUAAUUAAAUAUAAUAUAUGUUGAAUAUAGAGAACUUAUGCUCUGGUUAUCGUUUGAUCAUAUAUCUCAAAUGUAUACCAUGUAUUAUUCUCAACUCUCGCUUCAUUCGUCACAAUCUAUAUGGAUUUCUUACAUUAAUUACCAUGAUAAUAUUUCGCAAUGAUUUUGAAAGAAAUUUUCUUAAAGUUUGUUGAACUAAUUUACAUUUUCAAGAUAAUUAUUGCAGAUUCAAAAACUGUUCAAAAUCGGUACUAAUUUUCGAACUUCAAGUUGAGAAAUUUAGGACUUAUUACAGUUUGCUAAAAAAGAUCCUGACUGCCACUCAAUAUAGCAAGUUCAACGAGACUAGGUGUUGCAAACUUAAAUCUCUGUACAUCGUGGGUGUACAGUGUCAAGAUUCCUAAAAUCAAGACGAAACAGUUGUCCUGUGUUCUCUACAACUAUCAAUUCGUAACACAGCUUGUAUCAAACUGAAAUAAAUGAUUUAUGUUUGAUAAAAUAUGGAGAAUCCUUUAGUAUUCAUAAUAUUAGAACUGAUACUUCAUAUAUUUUAUUGUUUAAUUACUACAGUUGAAAGACAUAUUUUCAUUUCAAAGUUUUUCCGUGACUAAGAAUUCUCGACCACAGAAAGCUUCUUGUUACUUUUGAUAUUGGGCUUUUAAAGAUUUUCAACUGUUCUCAUAAUUAAGGACCCUAUUUAGAAUUUUCCACCGUGGAAUUAAUUACAUCAACGCCAACUGUUUGUCACUUAUACUAUGUUGUAUCUUUGUUAAAAUCGAUGGAUGAUAAAAGUUAUAGGGAUCUGAAGCUUCGGUCCCAUCAGAAGAUGCUUGUAAAUGGUUAGAAAUGGUUAUUUUAGCCUUCUGAAUUAUUAGGUGUACAAUUACAGUUUUGUUAAUGUA
Schistosoma rodhaini is the source of this 3033-nucleotide messenger RNA. NCBI's taxonomy places the organism in Eukaryota, Metazoa, Platyhelminthes, Trematoda, Strigeidida, Schistosomatidae. The record is from the annotation of a GenBank genome assembly.